Messenger RNA from Gracilinanus agilis (Agile Gracile Mouse Opossum), 2079 nucleotides. RefSeq names its product TNF receptor associated factor 5 (gene TRAF5). Gene Ontology annotation, cellular component: plasma membrane signaling receptor complex. Gene Ontology annotation, biological process: tumor necrosis factor-mediated signaling pathway; protein K63-linked ubiquitination; positive regulation of canonical NF-kappaB signal transduction. Lineage: Eukaryota; Metazoa; Chordata; Mammalia; Didelphimorphia; Didelphidae. The record is from RefSeq and is a predicted model, not a curated record. Gene Ontology annotation, molecular function: thioesterase binding; zinc ion binding; tumor necrosis factor receptor binding.
AGAUAAGCCUUCAUGGAAGAAGUGGCAAUUGAACUAGAUCUGAAGGUAAAAUUUCAACAGGUAGAGAGAGGUUGGCAAAUACCCUGAGGCGGGAAAAGGCAGGAUCAGUGGCCAGAAAGGAAUGAAGGAAGAGAUUAAGAAGUCAGUUUAACGGGAAUUUAGAGUGAUAUGGAUAUGAGAACAGAGCCUGACCUCCAGCAGGCGUUUAAUAACUGCUUGUUGAUUGACUGAGGGAAACUUUUCAGUAUUCUAAAUUUGGCGGAAAGGUAGCCGACUCAACACUUUUUUUUUUUUUUUCAGCCGCUUAAGCCUUCUUCAGGCCAUCCCAUCUACGUUUUCUUCGAUUUCUCCGGUCAAUACCACCAGCUCUUCCGAGGAGGAGAUGAGAAACGGAGCAUGGCAUCCUUGACCUCUGAAGAAUAUGGGAAUGCCUCUGGCGACUUCCUCCCUCAGAAUUCUAGUAGUUACAUAUCCUUGGACUUUGAACCCAACAUUGACUACCAGUUUGUGGAACAAUUAGAAGAACGUUAUAAAUGUGCAUCGUGCCAUUCUGUUCUUCACAACCCGCAUCAGACUGGCUGUGGACAUCGAUUCUGUGAGAACUGUAUCCUAUCCUUGAGAGAAUUAAAUACAGUAUCCAUCUGCCCAGUAGAUAAGGAGAUUAUCAAACCCAAGGAGGUGUUUAAAGAUAAUUGCUGCAAACGAGAAGUCCUCAACUUACAAGUUUUUUGCAAAAAUGCUCCCCAUUGUGCUGCCAAGACGAUUCUGGGGAGAUACCAGGAUCAUCUUCUACAGUGCUUAUUUCAAUCUGUGCAAUGUUCUAAUGAGUGUUGUCAGGAAAGAGUCCUUCGAAAAGAUUUGAAAAACCACCUGGAAUUACACUGUCAGUUUCGAGAGGAAAUGUGCCCAUAUUGUAAUAAGAAUGUAGUGAUGAUCAAUUUACAGAAUCACAAGGAACAAUUUUGUCCCAACUACCCUGUAUCUUGUCCCAAUAACUGUUUACAGAUUAUUACAAGAACUAAGGUAAAUGAGCAUAUUACUGUGUGUCCCGAGGUGGAACAAGAAUGUCCUUAUAAACAUUAUGGCUGUCCUGUAAAGGACAAAAGGAGUAAUCUUAAGAAACAUGAGAAUUCUGCCUUGAGAGAACACAUGCUCCUGGUUUUAGAAAGGAAUUCCAGGUUAGAAGAACAAAUUUCUGACUUACACAAGAACUUAGAAUUAAAAGAAAGUAAAAUUCAGCAGUUAAGUGAAACUGUGAAGAAAUUUGAAAAGGAGUUUAGACAGUUUGUACAACUAUUUGGCAAAAAUGGUAACUUGCUGGCAAGUACUCAGGUUCUUGCCAGUCAUAUUGAUAAAUCUGCUUGGUUGGAAACACAAGUAAGAGAGUUAUUAGAGAUGGCUAACCAGCAGGAAAACAAACUUGAUUUAAAACCCUUGAUGAAUACAAUUGAUACUAUAAAGCAGAAGAUCACUUUGCUGGAAACCUAUGACCAGAGAUUGGUCACUUUGGAAGGCCAGACGAACAGACAUGAUGUCCACAUUAAUGUCCAUAAAGCACAGCUGAAUAAAAAUGAAGAACGAUUUAAAAUGCUGGAGGGUACUUGUUAUAAUGGCAAGUUGAUAUGGAAGGUGACAGACUACAAGAUGAAAAAAAAAGAAGCCACAGAAGGACGCACAGUGUCCAUAUUCAGCCAGCCUUUCUACACCAGCCGCUGUGGCUACCGACUCUGUGCAAGAGCCUACUUGAAUGGGGAUGGGUCAGGGAAAGGAACACAUUUAUCCUUGUAUUUUGUGGUGAUGAAAGGAGAAUUCGACUCAUUGUUGCAGUGGCCUUUCAAACAGAGGGUUACCAUGAUGCUUCUGGACCAGAGUGGAAAAAAGAACCACAUUACAGAGAUCUUCAAGGCUGACCCCAAUAGCAGUAGCUUUAAAAGGCCUGAUGGAGAGAUGAACAUUGCAUCUGGCUGCCCUCGCUUUGUGGCACAUUCCACUCUGGAGAAUACCAAAAAUACCUACAUCAAAGAAGAUACACUAUUCAUGAAAGUGGUUGUAGAUUUAACUGACCUAGAAGACCUGUAA